Ectocarpus sp. CCAP 1310/34 is the source of this 1260-nucleotide messenger RNA. The record is from the annotation of a GenBank genome assembly. NCBI's taxonomy places the organism in Eukaryota, Phaeophyceae, Ectocarpales, Ectocarpaceae.
UGCAGAAAACCACCCCAUCCAAACCAAAGGCGGCUCUCACUCACAGCUUCUGCGCAGACUGGAGGAUCCUGGGCAGUUCAGCACAAGCUGGUUACAAAAUGGAGAAUAUCCUAAGCAAGAUCGAGGAUGGGGCAACGGUCCUUCAGAGCUAUGUUUCCUCGCUACAAGUCCGCACAGACACCAAGUUCUCCCUUCUUCUUGGCAUACUGCUGGGUUUAUCCGUGGUAGUCGCCAUAGCUUCUUAUCCUGGCAAGCCUAUCGAUUACACCGGAGUUGGCAUCGAUUUGCCACCGGAGAUGAGAGGGGAGGAGACAGUUGGGGUUGCAAAGAAACUCGACCAAGCAGGGUCGGUUGGGGCGGUAGACGAGCAGAAGCCGGCCGGCUUGCAACAGAUCCAGGGAGUGGUAGAUAACCUGUCGCAGCUGCGGAGACGAAAAAGAGCAAAGAAUACGCCGUCGUCAGCAGCGGCAGGCGAGGAGUCCCUCGUCAACACCACCACAGAGAGCCAAAUCAAAGAGACUGGAAACGCCGAGGAUGAGGCUGGAAGAGCGGAGUGGGACGCCAGGCGAUUGGACGAAGACAAACUAGCUCGAAAGAUUGGUUCCAGCAAGGCGGCCAGGAUGUUGGGUUUGACAGAGGACCAGGUUCGCCAAGCUGUUGCGGACGCGAAACAGGAGCUUGAGCAGUCAAGCUCGGGGCCGGCCGGUGGGUCCCCUGCGCGAGACAGCAACGAUGACGGCGUGGGAUUUUCCGGAUUCCUAUCCUUGGCUAUGCUGCUGGUGGGAAUGUGGGCACUGUGGGCGCACCUCUCGGCAUACCCCCACGGAACACUUUGCCGGUUUCUCGUUGGAGUCUUCCCCCGCGAGAUGGAGACCUUGGGGCUUGCGUAGAACCAGCAAGCAGACAGGAGAAAGAGUUAGCUGUUGCACCCCUCCGGGCGGGUUCUAUUGUAAGUGUAAGCUCGCGGGAGAAAAGGGGCUUCAAAAAUGAGUGUGCACAACCUCUGUGUGCCGGUUCUACGAAAAAGCAGGGUCUGGUUGUCCAAGGAGGUCGAGUCUGCGAUGACCUAGCCGGGAGUAGAGCAACUCCAAAAACAUCGCAAGUAGCGAGCUAAAGACCGUAGUGUCCUGUUGCUGUUGUGGGGGUCCAAUGUGGCUCAUGUAAAUUGCGUCGUGUCAAUCAUUUCUUUUACAGGUUGGGUGCAGUUGUUUCAAAAGCCCAGGAUGCGUUUCUGUACACCCUGAGGCAUGCACACCCUAU